This is a messenger RNA of Talaromyces proteolyticus, 456 nucleotides long. RefSeq lists its product as uncharacterized. The transcript has a single exon. NCBI's taxonomy places the organism in Eukaryota, Fungi, Ascomycota, Eurotiomycetes, Eurotiales, Trichocomaceae. The record is from RefSeq and is a predicted model, not a curated record. Bases 1 to 456 code for a protein of 151 amino acids.
AUGUUCCGGUCUUUGCCCUCCCGCAUUCAACUGACCGACAAGGAAGUACUUCACACCCUGCAAGAGGUCUAUAUCGACCGAGCCAUCCUCCGACGCCUCGACAGCAUAGCGAGGAUGAACGAUAUGGCUCCGAGCCAGCACGGCCUUUUGCAUCGAGAAGAAAGCCUACCGUCAUCGCUCUCACUUUCGUCAGACUUGCUUCUGUCCGAUAGGGAUAGGCGCGAUGCGAAUUGCUUGCUUGCAUCGAGCUCGCGAGAGAACUCGCCUUUUUGUCCCGACGACGCCGAUCAUGACGAGAGUCUUUCGUAUCAGAUGCGUAUACCCGCUCGCCUACUUCGUUCGAGAAGAAACCUGUCUCGUGGUGGUGGCCAGAGGUACAGGCAAGAGCUCACCUUCCUAACCGGUAGCUAUAACACACCCACCCCUGCGUCAAAACCAUUCUCUUUACUAAUAUAG